Molecule: messenger RNA, 747 nt
Organism: Alternaria postmessia
Lineage: Eukaryota; Fungi; Ascomycota; Dothideomycetes; Pleosporales; Pleosporaceae
Exons: 2
Coding region: 1-747 (248 amino acids)
Biological process (GO): regulation of DNA-templated transcription
Molecular function (GO): DNA-binding transcription factor activity
Source: RefSeq, a predicted model, not a curated record
AUGUCUCCCACAUCUACCAUCACCAUGCACAGACACGCUGCCUACCCAUAUGCCAACCCGGCUCCCACCACCACAAGAUACUCGGGCACCUCCUCAGCCUUCUCUGCUUCAGCAAACCCCAACGAAGACUGGACCAAGAUUUCAGAUCUUGCUGAGCGCAGGCGGAUACAGAACCGCAUUGCCCAACGCAACUACCGCAAGAAGCUCAAGAAGAGGCUCGAAGACUUGGAGCGUCGUGCUGCCUCGAGCUCAGCUUCACCUGAGCAGAAGCCUGCUGAGCUGCAGCCACCACAGCGAUCCCCGCACCAGGAGUUUCCUUCUCCGUCAUCUUCGGAAUCCUCGUACACUACCCCACCUGCUGAGGAUCGCAUGUUCUCGCAUCAGUACACACGCCAGCUUUCCACCAGCCCACCACCUCCCUUCUCCGUAGCGUCGUAUUCGUCGGCAUACCCAGCACCAGAUGCAGUUGCAUACUCAAUGCCGUACUCCACCUCGCCCUACCACACAAUACCAACCACCCUCACACCGGAGAUGCCGAGCUACACUUACCUGCCACCGCCUCACUCGUCCUCGUACUCGACUGGCCUACCAAGCCUUGUGCCGAGCAUGAAGAACGAGUACUACGCCGACGAAGAUACGAGUCCCUUUGGCGUGGGCUACGCGGCCAUUUGCGGGAACGACAUCCUACCACCACACUCUUACGCAGACUCUGUAAGGAUCCCUACUCGCCAGCCCUACUAUGCAUGA